Conger conger (European conger) is the source of this 1860-nucleotide messenger RNA. RefSeq names its product archaemetzincin-2 (gene amz2). The record is from RefSeq and is a predicted model, not a curated record. Gene Ontology annotation, molecular function: metallopeptidase activity. Gene Ontology annotation, biological process: proteolysis. Lineage: Eukaryota; Metazoa; Chordata; Actinopteri; Anguilliformes; Congridae. The transcript is spliced from 7 exons. The coding region runs from base 185 to 1258 and encodes 357 amino acids.
ACAGAAUAGUUUGAGAAGCAAAAAACGUAUGACGUUUGCAUACGUGAGAUGAGUAAAUUAGGCAUAGGCCAACUGGUUCCAGAAAGGUGCUCUGAAACAACUCCGAAAGAAGCGCACCUACACCAUACAUACUAGUGUUUGGAGUACGUAACCACCCAGCAUCGUUCAAGCAAGCACCUGGACAAUGCAGGUGAUCCAGCACUCAGCUGAGAAAUUACGGACUGCCCUUGUGCCUAACCGCCAAGAUUUGGCAGCCCUCUACCAGAAGUACAGUCUUCAGGAGAGGCGUUUAAUGGAGGAAGGCCUCCGUCCUGACAGCACCCUGUUCAGUCCCAUCAGCUUGCACUCGGAUUCUGACUGGAUCACCGCACAUCCGGAGGCACCCCAGGACUUCCAGAGUUUCUACAGCAGCCCCUACCGCAGUAUUCCAGUUAAAGGCAGAAAUACAAUUUAUAUCCAGACUAUUGGCUCAUUUGGUGGAGCAGAAGCUCUCACAGAGCAGUAUGUGGGCUGGUUGAGGGACUACUGUGAGGCAUUUUAUUAUGGGCUUACGGUGAAGCUCCUUGAUCCUGUGACUGUGGCUGCCACUGGCUGUGCCUUCAGAAUCAACAACAACACACAUAAUCUGCAGAUACAUGCUGGUGAUUUACUAAACUUCUUGCAGAAGAGGAAACCCAAAGAUGCCUUCUGUAUUGUGGGGAUCACCAUGAUUGACUUGUACCCCAAAGACUCCUGGAACUUUGUAUUUGGCCAGGCAUCCCUCACUGAAGGGAUGGGGGUUUUCAGUUUUGCCAGAUACGAUGACGAUUUCUACAGCAGGAGUUACAAGGGACGACUGCAGAAAGGGAAGGAGAUAAGACGGGGGGAUUAUACAGUGUUCUCCGGAUACUACACCCCACCCAUCACCAGCACCCUGCUGAUCAGGUCCUGCAAGACCGUAACCCAUGAGAUUGGACACAUCUUUGGCAUGCAGCACUGCCAGUGGCUGCAGUGUGUAAUGCAGGGCUCCAAUCAUCUGGUGGAGUCUGACCGCAGGCCUCUGCACCUCUGUCCCAUCUGUCUGCGUAAGCUGCAGUCAGCGCUCCAGUUCAACAUGGCAGACAGAUACAGGGCUUUACUCCAGUGGAUGGAACCAGGGUUGCCUAGCAAAGAGCCGCACACAUCCCAAGAGUCUGUGGCCCACUCAGCCAAACCCACCCAGGCAUUCAAGGACUCUCGGCAGUGGUUGCAGAAGUGCCUGUGUGUACUGGAGGGUUAAAUAUUUGCGCAUUUUAGAUGUAUCCUGCCUGUAUAUCUGUGAAUACAGAUGAACUAAAUCUGGGACCAAAAGAUUGUCCUUGAAAAGUCUAAAAAGACAUUUAAUGAGUGAAAAUAUAUCAAUCUUUCAUACUAAGUCACUAGCAGGAUGUAAUUUAUUAUGUCUAUGUCAAGGCUUGCAAAAUCAGUGUGUUCAUAAUUCAUAAUAUACUGUAUGAUGUUAUUUGUAAUUAUUCUCUCACCUGUUACCCACAAAAAAUAAGAAUGAAUGGAAAAUCUGAUUUCAGUGGUGAAACCUGAUGGAAAAACAAGUGUGUAUUAUUGGUCAAAUAUAGUCAAAUAUUUGAAGUAGUCUUUUUAUUUUCUCUCAUUGCAUCCUGGUCUAAAAUAUUUGUAAUGGUAAGGAAAGCUUUGCUAUAUCAAUAUAUGCUGAUUUACUGCUGUGAAAGAUGGAUGAAAGAUGUGCAAUCUCCUGCUUUUUUUGGACUAUUUGUGCUUAGCUUGCAACAUAGUGAAUCUUUUGCUAUACACAACAUUUUAUUUAAAUCUAACUGUAAUUUCCAUGACCAGUCAAAUUAAAGAAUUUAUAGGCAACGUGCAAAA